Dermatophagoides pteronyssinus (European house dust mite) is the source of this 1731-nucleotide messenger RNA. RefSeq lists its product as uncharacterized. Gene Ontology annotation, cellular component: cytoplasm; nucleus. The record is from RefSeq and is a predicted model, not a curated record. Gene Ontology annotation, molecular function: protein serine/threonine phosphatase activity. Lineage: Eukaryota; Metazoa; Arthropoda; Arachnida; Sarcoptiformes; Pyroglyphidae.
UUUAAAAAAAUCAAUUAAAUUACAACAACAACAACAAUCACAUCAUUCACAUCAUCAACAACAACAACAACGAUAUACAUUAUCAGUACAUAUGGUCAAAAUGACUAUUAAUGGUUGGUAUUAUGAACCGAUGAUCAAUAAUUAUCCGGAUGUAAAACGUAUGGCAAAAGUUCGUCGAAAAUUAUCGCAAAGAAAUUUUAAUCCAACAUUUUGUUGUAAUCGUAUGAUUGAUGCAAUACGUUCAUAUGCAUAUCGUAAUGGUAUUGUUUAUUUUGGUAAAAAUGCAUAUAAUUAUGAUGAUAGUUCAAGAAAAAAAUCCCGUAAACAUAAAUAUCAUCGUCAACAACAACAUCAACAUCGAAAAAGUUUGAAUGUAAGUAGUAAAAGUACAAGUAGUGAUGGUGCAUUAAUAUGGCAACCAGAUUCAAAAGAAUGUAUUAAUGUUAUUGUAAAAAUUUUGAAAGAUGUAAAAGAAAUAUUUAAACAAGAUAAUAUUGCUAUUAUUGAUGUACAAACACCUUGUUUUGUAAUUGGUGAUUUACAUGGUAAUUUACAUGAUUUAUUAGUUUAUGAUCAUACUAUUAUUAAUCAUCGUGGUUAUGAAUCAUAUUUAUCAACAACAAAUUAUCUAUUUCUUGGUGAUUAUGUUGAUCGUGGUGAUUAUUCAAUUGAAUGUAUAUUAUAUUUAUUUUGUCAAAAAAUACAAACACCACAUCGUAUACAUAUGCUGCGUGGUAAUCAUGAAUGUCGUUCAUUACAAAAAGAAUUUACAUUUUUUGAUGAAUGUAGACAAAAAUUUGGUGAUCAUUUAGCUGAACAAUUAUGGAAUUUAAUUAAUGAAGUUUUUGAUCAUAUGCCAUUGGCAGCAAUUAUUGAUGAUUCUAUAUUCUGUUCACAUGGUGGAAUACCAUCAUGUGCGGAAAAAUUAGAACAAAUUGCCGCAAUAAAAUUACCAAUGAAAGAACCAGAAUUAGAAUCAAGAAUAGCACAUGAAAUAUUAUGGAAUGAUCCGGUUUCGGAUCAAGAAUAUCGUGAUCUAUUACAAAAUACACGUUCAAUGACAACAAUGAUGGCUGUUUUAAAUCAUAAUCAAAAAAAUCCAAUGAUUAUGCAAAACAAAAAUAAUAAUGAUAAUAAUGUAGAAGAUUUGGAUAAACAACAAAAACAACAUCAAAGUGGUGAAAAAAAAGAUUCUACAACAGCAGUAAAAAAAUCACCAUCAGAUUUGAAAAAAAAUGAAGAAGGUAAAAAAAGUAGUAGUCCUAAACAACAACAACAACAACAACAAUCGAAUCAAACAUUAAAAUGGAAAAGUGGUUUUCUACCGAAUACUAAACGUGGUACAGCAUGUUAUUAUAGUGAAGAAGCAUUAACAAAAUUUUUAGAUGAUAAUCAUCUUAGUCAUUUAAUUCGUGCACAUGAAGUUAUACCACCGGGUUAUCAAUAUCAUAUGGGUGGCCGUUGUUUAACAAUAUUUAGUUGUUCAAAUUAUUGUGGUGGUAUUAAUGAAUCGGCUGUUUGUUUAAUUAAUGAUCAAAAAAUUCGUGUUAUAAAAAUCGAUACAAAUACGGCAACAAUGAAUUCAACAUCGGUGGUUAAAAGAAAAACAACACCACCACCACAAUCAAAUACGGAUGAUGAUGAUGAUGAUAGUAGUACGGCUGAAGAAGAAACGGAAGAAGAAACAGAGGAUGAUGAAGAAGAAGAUUGACAGAGAGAUGUGUAUAGAAA